UCGAGAGGAAAACUCCCGGCGCCCGGAGCUCGGCUGCCUGCUUAGUCCCCUAAGGCGCAGGCGCGCUGUUCCUUUCCGGCCAUCGCUCUUCUUCAUUAGAAAGUUUGCUUCUUAUUUACUUCUAUUCUGAGGUGUUAAAUCCGGAAAGGCAUCCAACACGCUUGUUUCUUCGCCCCUGAUCAGUCUCUCGUCUCGUUGGCUUCUUGCAGCAACGACUACAGAGUUCUAUUCUGCCCCAUUUUCUAGCCCUUUGGGCCAGUCCAAUCAUUCGAGCUGUUUGGCGCUAGUGGCGGGAAUCCCCGUGGUCCUAGAGAGCGAAGAGUUUUCAUUCUUUGUCCUCCCUUUGUCCUAGCAACCCGAAUGCAUCUCCUCUCCUGUCGUCGCCUCGUCUGUGAUCAGGUGCUCCCGGACGUUAUUUUCUGCAUUUGUACUGUGAGCGGCGGUGGCGGAACUGAGUUUUUUUGCUUUGUCGGUAAAGAGCAGCCAUGAUGAGUCAAGCCAAAGAUGACGAGGCAACAGAGGAUGAGGAGAAGAAUAAGUUAUUUCCCUUCAGCUACAGACAUCGGGCAGCUGGAAUGAGUCCAGCCAGAGAUGAUGAAUCAGCUGUGAGCAGCUGCAGGGUGUCAGAAUUGGUACUUACCUCUGAAAGCAUUAAACAAGGGCAGGCAAAUUUUUUUGAUGGACUGGCUUUUAGAGAGUCUCAUGCAACCCUUUUCCAUGCUAUCCGCUCAAUCACAAAAUCUUUUAGGAAGAUUGGAGAAUGUGAUGAUGACAUACUCCUGAAGGGCAAGAAACCCGAUCACCUCGGCCUCAGCUCACCUCAGAAAGAGACUGUUGUAAAGGAAGAUCUUGAUUCUGCUAAAGGCUCACAGGAACCUGAUUCAGCUAAAGAUCCAUGGAAUCCUGAUUCAGCUAAAGAUUCACAAUAUCCUGACUUGGCUAAAGACUCACAAGAUCCUAAUUUGGCUAAAGGUUCACAAGAUCCUGAUUUGGCUAAAGGUUCACAAUAUCCUGACUUGGCUAAAGAUUCACAGGAUCCUGAUUUGACUAAAGACUCACAAGAUCCUGAUUUGGCUAAAGGCUCACAGGAUCUUGAUUUGGCUAAAGACUCACAGGAUCCUGAUUCCUCUAAGGAAGACUCACAGGAUCCUAAUUCCACUGAUUCAUGGGAUCCUGAUUCACAGGAUUCUAAUUUGGCUGACUCACAGGAUCCUAAUUCAGCUAAAGAGGAUUCAUGGGAUCCUGAUUCACAGGCUCCUGAUUCAGCUAAGGAGGGCUCACAGGCUCCUGAUUCUGCUAAGGAAGGCCCACAGGAUCAUGAUUCCUCUAAGGAGGGCUCACAGGAUCGUGAUUCUGCUAAGGAGGGCUCACAGGAUCGUGAUUCUGCUAAGGAGAGCUCACAGGAUCAUGAUUCCUCUAAGGAGAGCUCACAGGAUCGUGAUUCCUCUAAGGAGAGCUCACAGGAUCGUGAUUCCGCUAAGGAGAGCUCACAGGAUCUUGAUUCCUCUAAGGAGAGCUCACAGGAUCGUGAUUCCGCUAAGGAGAGCUCACAGGAUCUUGAUUCCUCUAAGGAGAGCUCACAGGAUCGUGAUUCCGCUAAGGACGGCUCACAGGAUCGUGAUUCCGCUAAGGAGAGCUCACAGGAUCGUGAUUCCGCUAAGGAGGGCUCUCAGGAUCGUGUUUCCGCUAAGGAGGGCUCACAGGACCGUGAUUCCUCUAAGGAGAGCUCACAGGAUCGUGAUUCCGCUAAGGAGGGCUCACAGGACCGUGAUUCCGCUAAGGAGGGCUCACAGGGCCGUGAUUCUGCUAAGGAGGGCUCACAGGACCGUGAUUUCGCUAAGGAGGGCUCACAGGACCGUGAUUCUGCUAAGGAGGGCUCACAGGAUCGUGAUUCUGCUAAGGAGGGCUCACGGGAUCGUGAUUUGGCCAAGGAGGGCUCACGGGAUCGUGAUUUGGCCAAGGAGGGCUCACGGGAUCGUGAUUUGGCCAAGGAGGGCUCACGGGAUCAUGAUUCAGCCAAGGAGGACUCAUGGGAUCUUGAUCCGGCUAAGGAGGGGUCACAGGAUCCUGAUUUGGCUAAGGACUCACGAGAAGGCAAAGACACCUGCAUACCUGUGUAUUCCAAAGAUGCCUCCACACCUGUGCUUUCCAAACAUCAGUCUGUGUCAAAAAGCGAAAGUGUUAUUUUUAGAGUGCAACAGAAACAUGGUCUUGGAGAACUGCCACCCGCACACUUGCUUCCUUAUCUGGUUUUAAUCAAGAGCUUCAUUUCUUUGCCGGUUUCCACUAUCCAAACACAAUGUCUUUCAGGAGAGAUAUUGUGCAGAAUACAGUAUUUUACACUGAAUCAGGGAAAGAAGAAACCACCAUCUCAGCCUGCACCAGUGAAACUACCCAUUCCUAAACUACAACCAGUUCGAGAAACAGACUAUGUAACUUUUGACAGCCUGAAGGAUCUACAAUGGAAGUUAUACAAAGGCCUGGUGAAACGAAAACCAAAAACAAUUGGAGUGUGGAGAAAAGGAACUUACAGCAAUGGAGUUGAAGCAAUCCCAUCUCCCAAGGUUACAGAAUACUGCCUCCCCUUAAUUCCUAAAGACUGGAUAAUUGAUGACUCUCUCAAGUUUUCAGAGAAUAUGGUUAUCCUGCUUUCACAAAACAAAUAGCAUUCAUGAAUGGAGAGCAGUGCCUGAAGAUCUGCAGCAAAUCAAUCUGAAAUGGCAUUAAAAAACGUUCAGUGCUGGGUAAAUCAUGUAAUGCUGGUAAGCAAUUUGCAUUUGGGUGCAUUCUGACAUCUGCCUAGACCAGAAAAGGGGAACCAGAUGUUGUUCAACUCCAGCCAGCCAGCAUGGCCAUUGGUCAGGGAUGAUAAGAAUUGUAGUCCAACAAUAUCUGAAGAGCCACAGGCCUUACAUCUCUGGCCUACACUAAGCAUAAUCCUUUGCUGCUUUUGCUGUUGUAGCCUUCCAUUCUGAAUUUGUGUUUGGUUUGUUGACGUUCUCUCUUGGCUGCCUGAUGAUCACUGCUUGGCGUAAGGAAACCUCUUAACAUUUAUCUCAUCUCUUUACAUUCUAAAAUAGUUUUGUAUAAGGCUGCAGCCAUUUUCAGUGCAGUUGCACAACCAAGGAGAGUUCUUAUUGUUUCCCUUCCACAGAAUCAAAUGGCUCAUGAUCUGUCCAGGUGACCCAAAGCAGAUUCACUUGCUUCUCCCAUGAUUUGUCUUCAUUUGUCAUCUUUUUUCCCAUCGAGUCUUUGGCUCCAUAUGUAUUUAACAUCAUAUUUACUGAGGAGGGCACCAAAAGGGCAAAGUGAAUUGUUAGAUUUCUGAAAGAGAAAUAACAGAAUAUGUCACAUAUAUUGUUUCCAUCCAAAACAUAUUUCAUCUGAAGCUUAGGACUGCAACCCUAUUGUGAUUUCAAGUUUAUGAUUUGGUUAAAAUGUAUAUGUAUAUUCAGGAAACCAGUCUAGCAACUGGGGUGGGGGUGGAGAAUUGGUGAGGUGAGCUAGUUGUUGCUGUAGGAAGUAUCCUCCUUCCUAGUGCCAUCUUUGUGUCCAGCUUUGUAACUUUAAUACUGACUGUGAUUUUAGACAUCUAGUAACUAAUUAGGCUUUCUGUACAGUUCCGACCCUUAGAUAGCCCUUAUCUGAGUGUUUCUAAUUUAAAAAGGAACCUGGGGAAAACCAAAGGGCUGAAAUCCUUAUGAGCAGGAUGUUUAUUCCAUAGAUCAGGAGAAUGGAAGGAAAGGGAGAAAUGGAAGAAGAACCAAAAAAGGCCAGAAGACUAGAAUAUGAGGAAGGAAGCAGACAAUAGGAAUGGACUUUUCACAAUGGAGAGGAAUAAGCAGAAUUUCUCCUAAGGAUCAUCUUAGACUGUUUGUUAGAUACCAGUUGUUGAUAUCUCAGUUUCUAAUUAAUUGUGUUUUUAAUGUAUUUAAUAUGUUUUAUAUAUCAUGACGAUAAUGAUUGAUUAAUUUAUGUAUCGCUUAUUUGCCGAGAUGGUUUUUGGCAAGUGAUGUCCUGCUUCAGGUCUAACUUGAGUAAUUGCAUUGGAGGUGUAAAAGUCUAACACAUAAAUAGCUUUAAACACUUGCCCAGAGGAUCGUAAUAGAUCUUACAUAAAGUUUUGGGAGCACUGAAAGCUCAUUAGUGCAUCUGCUGCUGUCUUUUUUAAACUUAUUUUUCAUUUAUUUAAAUAUAGUGAUACUUGAAUUCUGAGUGCUCUCCUGUAAAAAAGUAAUGCAUUAAGUAAGAGGGAAAGCAUUGGCAAGAUAAGAUCCGUUUUGUGGCAUUAGCAAGAGUAAAAUCCAGCUUGUUUCUAUCAGCCAUAAGCCACAUGCAAGAUGAAUAUGUUGUCCUUCACCUAGCCAAGAAUUUGAAGCAGUUUGGGAUGGGAAGUCAUGCCAAGAAAAGUUCUGUCACCAAGUGGUAGCAAGUGAUUAUUUACUUGUACCGAACAAUCUCAUGCUCCCUACCUUAGUUCUAAGGAUUCAACAUGUGUGCAUCAGGUUGCUUCUGCAUAUGGUAAUAGUAAACGCAGAGCUUGGAAAAGUUACUUUUUUUGAACUACAACUCCCAUCAGCCCCAGCCAGCAUGGCCACUGGAUUGGGCUGAUGGGAGUUGUAGUUCAAAAAAGUAACUUUUCCAAGCUCUGAAACCGUUACAUACAAAUAUGUUGAGUAGUCUGCUAUCAAUAGUAAUUCUGCUUGUUAAUGGAAUUGCAGCUUCUGUCAAGCAAUAGUUAAGUCUCCUAUGCAAGUAACCUAUCCACUGAGCAGGGGUUUGGACUUGACUUCUGUUGUUCAAACGUUUUAGGCCAUGAACUUGGUAGAAUUGGACACAGUAUAUAGCCUGGAAAGGAGCGGCAUCAUGACUUCGGCUAUCCUACAUUAAUGACAGCAAGUAAUGCUUACUACUAAUGGUCUGAAAAAGCAGAAACAUACUAAUUAAUAUUGCACUUUAAUAAUUAAGAGAUUUAAUUAUUUGUUCAUGAUCAAAAGUGGUUUAAUGGGUCAUUUAUUAAGUAUUUUAUUUAUGCUUGGAGAACCAUGGAGAAUCUUUUAUAGUGUUGCUACCCAAUCUAAUAAUUUGUGCUGCAAGGCAAAUAUAUAAAGGAAUAGGUGCAAAGGACAAAGACAGUAAAAAGGUAUAAAUAAACCAUCACCUAAACCUAAAAAUCCAAGACUAGAACAGCAUUGUUAAAUAAAUCCAUUCGUCAUGCUGCAGGGGCUGAGUCAAAUUUCACUAUCAAUAGAUCCUUAAAUUGGCCAGGAGAUGGCAGCAACCAUGUCAUUAUUGCAGACCCAACUUCACUGUCUUAAAUCUUUCAAGGGCAAUGCUGCCGUUUGUGAUUGCACAUGUGCUCAACUUGAUACUGCACAGUUAAGAGUCUUUAACACCCUUAAAGUCAGUGGGUUUAGACACACGAGACUACAUAAGUUUGGACUGGCAGCAAAAUACCUAAAAUACCAAAAUACCUAAAAUGUCACACCAAUGCAGCUGCUGCAUCUGAUACUGAAGCUGCACAAAGCCUUGCACUGCUCAGAUGGGAGAAAGGGGGGGCAUGGCAGGGCUAGAAGGGAGGGGCAAUAAUGGAACAAUCCCAUUAGGUGCACCAGUGCAACCACAAAAGGCUAUCACUGAGUUGAACCCAUGCGUACCAGAUCGUAAAAGCCCAUCUGAAUAGGCUGUGUCUAGCCCUGUUCAUUUUAAGCCCUUAACACUCUUUAACUCCUGUAUUUUUCAUGUUGAGAGAAAAGCAAGCAGGAUAUUUAGGUGGAAGAGGAGAAUGAGAGAAGAAUGGUGGCUGCAACAUCAUCAUCUUUUGUUGCUGCAGAGCUGUUAAAGAGAGAGGCAGGAACUCUGGGUGACUCCCACCCCCGUUUCCACAGCCGCUCUUGGCUGUGGACAUAGCUCACUCUACCCUUUGGACCUCAUUAGCAGGCUGAACUAUACCUCCAUGAUCACAAUUUGGUUUAAAAUGAGAUAUGGACGACAACUACAGCAACCACACUUACUUAUUUAGCAUCAGCAGCACACAGGACAUAAAUAGUGAGCUUACAGAAGAUGUCAUGCUCCUGACCUCAACAGUCAUACUUGAGUGUACAAAGUCGUUUCAGGACCAUUGGUGCCAUACCACCAAGACUCAGAAGUAUUAGCAGAACGUGCUCACAAAUAUAGUUCCAUCUUGUAGCAGGGUAAUUAAUAUACUGGCCACAUAAUUUUGGAAAUAAUGUUGCAAUGGUUUUUUUUACUGGUGGUAAAAGCCUAUUUUAGCUUUACCGUACUAAAAGACAAUACAAAUUUCUACCUUCCACUGAAAAAUUACAUCUAUUAGCAAACGUAUCUUUCAUUUCAAACAGUGGAAGGAAACAAACUACCAAAACGCCUCUAAGGCAUUAAGGAUACUACUUUUGCAUUGAUAAAAAGGCAAUCAUUAAAAAAAACUAAUGAGCAAGGAAGGCAUCAGUUGAAAGAAAAUGUUUAAAAUUUGGCAACUUCAUUAUGUAGAAUUUAGUCAUGGGUAUCAUGUUAUAUUAAAACCUGGAAAAUGCAAUUCUGCAGGGAACAGCUGACAUAUAAGUGCUAGUUCUGUUCUCUAUUUAAAUGUUUUAUGAUGUUUCAUAGAUUUAAUUCUGGAGUGUACUCACAAAAUUGUUCCCCUUUAUAUUCUGGCUUGCAUUAUUUUUGUGUGUAAUCACUGUCACAAUUAAUAAAACAUUAA
Molecule: messenger RNA, 6721 nt
Organism: Rhineura floridana
Lineage: Eukaryota; Metazoa; Chordata; Lepidosauria; Squamata; Rhineuridae
Product: protein starmaker-like
Exons: 5
Coding region: 486-2666 (726 amino acids)
Source: RefSeq, a predicted model, not a curated record